Messenger RNA from Acanthosepion pharaonis, 1581 nucleotides. Lineage: Eukaryota; Metazoa; Mollusca; Cephalopoda; Sepiida; Sepiidae. The record is from the annotation of a GenBank genome assembly.
AUGUUUCAGUUUUUUCAUUUGAUUUUUUUUCUCCAUCUUCCUUUAUUCCCACCGUCCUUCUCUUUUUAUCUCAGUCAGUCGUGUUUCUACAGAUCGUCUUUUGCGGUCACACGUUUAUACAAGAAAUUUCUUGUCUUCCAUCAACUUUUUCUUGUUCUUUUCUCUCCGCUGUAUAAGUUUCAAUCCUCUGGUGUUUGGGCUCUGCUUUCUUUCUUUCUUUUCCUUCUUUUCUUUUCUUUCUUGCGUCUUUCUUUUCUUUCUUUUUCUACCUUUCUUUCUUUCUUUCUUUCUUUCUUUUCCUUCUUUUCUUUUCUUUCUUGCGUCUUUCUUUUCUUUCUUUUUCUACCUUUCUUUCUUUCUUUCUUUCUUUUCCUUCUUUUCUUUUCUUUCUUGCGUCUUUCUUUUCUUUCUUUUCUCUUUUCUUUUUUUCUUUCUUUCUUUUCCUUUUUUUCUUUUCUUUCUUUCUUUCUUUUUCUUUUCUUUUUCUACCUUUCUUUCUUUUCUUUUCCUUUUCUUUUCUUUCUUGCGUCUUUCUUUUCUUUCUUUUUCUACCUUCCUUUCUUUCUUUCUUUCUUUCAGUUUUCGUUUUCGUUCUUUCUUUUAGUUUCUUUCCUUCUGUUUUUUUCCUUUUUCUCUUUAUUCUUUCUUUCUUUUCUUUCUUCAUUCCUUUUCUUUAUUUCUUUCUUCAUUGAUUUUUCUGUUCUUUCUUUCUUUACCUUCCCACCUUUCGUACUUUUUCUCCCUUUCUUUCAUUUCUGUCGCUCUUUUCUUUCUUUCUUUUUUCUUAUUUUUUCGUUUUCGUUUUCGUUCUUUCUUUUCGUUUCUUUACUUCUUUUUUCUUCCUUUUUGUCCUUGUUCUUUAUUCAUUUCUUUUCAUUCCUUCCUUCUUUCUUCAUUUUUCUUUUUUCUUUCUUUCUUUCUUUCUUUCUUUCUUUCUUUCUUUGUUUUCCAAUCUUUCUUUCAUUUCGUUUGCUCUUUUCUCUCUUUCUUUUUCGAUUUUCUCUACUUUUUUUCAUUUCUUUCUUUCUUUUCGUUUCUUACUUUAUAUUUUCUUCCUUUUUUCUCAUUGUUCUUUCUUUUUCUUUUAUUUCUCUUUCUCCCUCUUUCUUUUUUUCUUUUUUCUUAUUCUUUUCUUUCGUUUUUGUUUACUUCUUUCUUUCUUUCUUUCUUUCUUUCUUUCCUACCUUACUUUCUAUUUUCUGCCUUUCUUUUUUUCUUCUCUCUUUUCUUUCUUUAUUUAUUUUCUUCUUCCUUCUUUAUUCCUUUCUUUCUUUCUUUCUUUCUUUUUUUAUUUUUCGGUUCUUUCUUUUCAUUGCUUCUUUCUUUCUUUACUUUCCUACUUUUUUUCUUUUUCUCCCUUUCUUUCAUUUCUUUAGCUCUUUUCUUUCUUUCCUGGUUUCCUCUACUUUUUAUUUUCGUUCUUUCUUUUCUUUACUUACCUUCCACUUCUUCCUUUUUUUCUCUUUGUUCUUCUUUCUUUCUUUCUUUCUUUCUUUCUUUUUUCUAUUCUUGCUUUCUGUAUUCUUUGAUGUCGUUCAUUUUGCGUCGUUCCUUUAUAUUAACAUAUUCACCGCCAUAUGA